AUGGCGGCGUUUUUGCCGUACACGAUUAGCCCGUACUCGAGUCGAAAUCCAAACGCCGCGGCGCGAAAGUCGCUCGUGAGCAAGGCGAUGAAAGCGCGCGCGAUGCACAGGAGGUUCGCGCGCAUCAAAGCGGCGCGAACGUACGCGGGGGAGGUGUGCGCGCAGUUCGCCACGGCGGCGGUCGAGGCGCCGCGUCGCGCGCUCGCCGUGGCGUUGGCGCUCAAGGCGUUUUCGCUCGCAAACGUGAGCGCGGCGAGCUCCUUGUUGGACGCGCUGUUGCUCGUCGCCUUGUGCGCGGCGUCCGUGAGCGUGAAUUUGCUCGAGCGACGCCGUGGGGUCGGAAAAAUGCUAAAAGAGAUGGCGUACGUGGAGCGGGAGUAUUUAAGGGCGCAGACAAAGGGUACUUUCUUGUGUCGAUGGGCCUUCGAUCCGUACGAGGAUCCAGCCGAGGUGAACAAGACGUCCAAAGACAAAGCGUUGACGAACGCCGCGGUGGCUGACGCGUUGGCGACCUCGUGUGCGUUGAUCGGAGUACCACCUGAAGCGUCCAUGGCAUUGGUGUUAGACGCCGCUGAUGGAAGAACGAGUAAAGAGCUCGCGGCGAAAGGCGUACCUCCAACGUCCAUCUGGGUGCCGAAUCUGUACACGCACGUCGUGUACGCGCUGCGGAAGAAUGUCGGCGUCAACGCGGUAGCGACAAAAGUGGAGGCGUUUUUGGCGGCUCGUGACCCGAGAGAGACGCAGUUGCAAGUUAUUUAUCUCGAUCACUGCGGUGCGGUCGACAACCGAACGCAACAACUGUACGACGUCUUCUCGCGUCACGCCAUCGCCGACGGCGGCGUCUUGGCGGUGACCUUUAGCACGCGCGGCAAGCGCAGUGGGAACACCAAAGCUGGUGCGGUACAACUCGCGGCGAAGGCAAUCGCGGAGGCGGCAGAGAUGCACGGCUACGUUCUCGAAGGUGACGCGGCGCCGAACAUUCGAGGCUUGGUCGAUUACACGGUGACGGUGACUCCCGAGCUCGGGGAUACGAUGGAAAAGGAGUCCGCGCAAGCGAAUUUCGCGCGAGUCCUUCGAGAGAGUGCGAAUGCGAUCGAAUCGGCGACGAUCGCCGAUAACGAUGGCGCAAUCGCCGCCGCUUUAGCGCUGUGGCUCAAGGAUUCGGAAGCGAAAGACGCCUCUGACGAGGCGCUCGAAACGGCUAAGGACCGCCGCCGGCGCCGACUCGCGGCUGACUUGUCUAAACGCGCACUCGCGCGUUUGGAAUCGGGCAAGACGCUCAUGGGUAGCGAUGCUCGCGCGCUUCGCUCGCUCGCGCGCGAAGUCGUCGCCUCCGCGCGCGCCGCGGCUGAACUUCGCGAUCCGGGCUCAGAGCGCGUCGCCGCCGCCGCCGCCGCCGCGAGACGCCCGUCGACCGAAGCGGCCAUCUUCGAGCGACGCUAUCCCAAGUGCCUCUACAUGUACAAAACCCUAAUGUUCUUCGUGUUUCGAGCGCGCGCGGGUGCCGUCCUCGACGGUCUCGUCAAGUAUCGCGACGACGCGAAGAAGGCGCUCGACGCCGACCCGGAGGAUGAGGUAUUGCGAGGGCAGUUGAACUUUUUCGACAAGCAAGUCGAGCGGACGCGCGCGAACGCGGAAUUCUUGACGAACGAGGUGAAACCGAACGUGGUGGCGGGGAAGACGAACUACCUCGGUGGAUUAUCGUUUGCGGUGAAGGAUGUGCAAGCGGAGGUUGAUUUUUGGACCAAGGCUUUGGGGGCGCGCGUGACGAGCGACGUCGGAAGCGGGGACGAGCGCGUGACGACGUUGGCGUACGGGCAGAUCAGUUUGAGUGAAGACGACGGAGGAAAGGCGACGGUCGAGAUACGGCAGGCGACGAGCGGUGCGGACGUCGUGGACGUCGGCAACGUGUUGAGUUACGUCGCCGUCACGGUGCCGUUUGGUCUGCGAGUGUCGCAAAUUUACGAGAGCGGCGGCGAAUUGUUGUACGGCUUUGGGUUUUUCGAUAUGCGCUCGCCCGGCGGUAUUCCAGUGCGUGGGCAAGUGGCGACUAGACGAGAUCCGCUGGAAGUGGUGGCGUUGAACGUAAAGAACGUGCGCGAGGCUGAGAAAUUCCUCGUCGCCGAGUACGGCUUUGAAUCCGUUAAGCCUCUCGACGCGAAUUCUUACGCCCCAAAAUCUCCCAACGGCUCGCGUUUGCUUUACUUCACCAGCCCGACGAAAACGUUUACGGUUAUUUUACAACCCUGGCGAGAGAAGACGCCCUUGCGUCUCGGCGACACCUUGCGAGGCGUCGUCGUCGCGCGCGGCGGCGAUUUCGCCCGCGCCGACGUCGUCGCCGACCCCCGCGUCGCGGGCGUCCCGUUCCAAUCUCGCCCGCUCGCCCCAGAAUUUAUUUAA
Ostreococcus lucimarinus CCE9901 is the source of this 2400-nucleotide messenger RNA. RefSeq lists its product with no specific name. The transcript has 2 exons. NCBI's taxonomy places the organism in Eukaryota, Viridiplantae, Chlorophyta, Mamiellophyceae, Mamiellales, Bathycoccaceae. The coding region runs from base 1 to 2400 and encodes 799 amino acids. The record is from RefSeq and is a predicted model, not a curated record.